GGGUGGAGCAAUUUUUCUUGACAUUUACUCGGCCAUUUCACAUGCUUUCUCUGAUUGGACAAUGCCCUGGUUAACCAUUCAGAGCAAAACGGUACAUGAGUUGUGGGUCAGACAGUUGUUUCCUGGCUGGUUUGUUGUAAGGCCAGGAAGAAAGGAGUAGUAUCCAUGGCACAACAUAGCCUGAUAGGCUAUUGCCUCAAGGCCAAGACAUCCAGCUGGACAACAAUUUUGAGAUGUCUUGACACUGAAGACAUUUUGGGGAAGUUUUGGUGGGCUACUUGGAAACAAGUCAAUCUUGACGAGAAGAACUUCAUCCUCUCGCAUCUUCUAGAGAAGUUCAAGCAAUAUAAACACAUUAAGGAGAAAUAUGGUGAUGAGGAAUCUGACUCUGGACAUGAGGUAUUUGACUAUGAGGUGCUCUUAGGUAUAUUGAAGGAGAGGGGGAAUCAUGUAUUUCACAGCAAUAAAACUGAGUUCAAAUGGAGCAUUGAUGACGUAGAAUUCAGCCACAGCAUCCUUCUGUGGCAUAUUGCUACGUUUCUUCUUUUCUACAAUGAUCAUAAAAAAUAUUCAGGUGGUGUUCUGGGUCCAUAUUGCCAAAUUAGCAAGCUCUUGUCAGAUUAUAUGAUGUAUCUCCUCCUGGUGCGGCCCCUCAUGCUACCUAAGGGGAUUGGUGAAGUGAGGAUCACAGAUACUCGAGAGGAGGUGAUAAGAUUACUUGGCAAGGGGAAGUCACUGACAAACAAUGAUGCUACCAGUGCUUUGCUUCACAUCAACUACGAACUUGGAUUUCUGUCAACUCACAACAAGUUGGUCCUGCGGGAUGGUUGUAAGCUGGCAUUGAAAUUGCAGGGACUGGUUGAGGAAUUGCGGUAGGAUCACAAAGCCAAAUGGGAGAUGACUGCACACGUGUGGAUGGAAAUGCUGGCAUUUGCUGCAAAAAAAUGCGGAUGGAGAGAGCAUGCAACGCAGCUUAAGCAUGGCGGGGAGCUGCUUACCCAUGUAGCACUUCUUAUGGCACAUCUAGGCUUGACUGAACACAUCCAAAUUGUGCAACCUAGUUCCGAGUUGCCUUCACUUGGUCACAAUUUGGGGUUGGAUUCUCAGCUUUCUCAACAACCAAGUUCUGAGUUGCCUUCACUUGGUCGCGAUUUGCGGUGGGAUUGGGAUGAACUUUCUCACUUGGCUUAUUACCUGGCAUAAAAGAAUUGCUAUAAUUUUUAGUCAUUCUGUUUCUCAAACCCUUCCCUCUGCUUCCUAGUUCUUACUGUUCUUUUAUCUGUAUGCCUUCUAGGAAUUGUGUUUGCCUUUCUCACUUGGCUUGUUACCUUGCAUAAAAGAAUUGCUAUAAUUUUUAGUCAUUCUGUUACUCAAACCUCUUCCUAUGUUUCCUAGUUAUUACUCUUCUUUUAUCUUUAUGGCUUCAAGGAAUUGUGUUUGCCUUGCUUUGUAUUCAUCACUUACAGGUUUGAUGCAGAUAUAAUCUAAAGAAAUGAAUAAAUAAUUUGAAUGUUC
This is a messenger RNA of Rubroshorea leprosula, 1515 nucleotides long. Lineage: Eukaryota; Viridiplantae; Streptophyta; Magnoliopsida; Malvales; Dipterocarpaceae. The record is from the annotation of a GenBank genome assembly.